AUGCUCUUCCUCAUUCACUCACCUGCGUCCUUCUGCCAUCUACGUCUCUCUCUCUGUCAGAUCCAGCUGGACGACCUGGUGGGAGAUGAGGACUUCACGGCAGCCGCCAAGCUGCAGGCAGCCAUCCGCGCGCUGGAGGACCAAGACGCCAUGGCUGCUGUUUUCACGGAGCUCAAGGCGGCGGUGGAGGAGGAGAGGUACAGCGAUGCCAAACACCUGCGCGAUGAUGCUGGCGCUGGCCUGGUGGGGUGGUGGGCAGGGCUGGACGAGAGUGGGGCAGCGGACCCCUUUGGGCGACUCGUGCACGUGUCACAGCAGCAUGGCAAGCUGCUCGCCAAGUCCUACACUGCCAAGCAGCUGUCCGUGGCAGGGCAGGGCAUUCCCAUCUUCGAGGUCUAUGUGGCUCGCAACGCCGCCAACCCCAAGCGAUACGACCGCCAGGUGGUGUACCUGCACCAUGAGACAGCCACCCUGCAGGCCAAGGGCGCUUCCACCGCCACCACAAGCCCUGCGCCAAGCACCUCCCCCUCAACCAGCAGCAGUGGCACCGAUGCUGCUCCCCCAACUUCAUCCCCAUCAUCAUUGGCAGCAUCCACGUCUGCCCCAUCAUCCACGCCAUCAUCCAGCGUGCAACGGGUUCAGGAUGCCGUCUCGUUCAGCUGGGGGAAGAAGCAAGCAGCAGAUGAUGGUAAGGCGGGCGAUGCAGGAGCAAGGGCAGGGGCAGGAGAGAAGGGUGGCAGCAGUGCAUCUCAGUCCCCACCAGAUCCAGCCUCAGGCCAGGCGUCACCUUCACCAGUCCCACCCACCCCUCCUCCCUCUCCCUCCGCUGCCUCCUCCCCUCCCUCCUCCCCUUCCUCUGCCUCCUCUCCCGCCUCGUCUCUCCCACCCGGCGCCGAUGAUAGCUUAUCGCGGGUGCUUGAUUUCUUCCGAGAGCGGUUACCAGACGUGAAGCUGCGGGUCUUCCCGGUGGUGUCCCCUGCUGACGUGGCAGCACCGGACGGGUCGGGCGCGGCGGGGACUGCAGACAUUCCGCGAAUAGUAGAGGACGUGGUGAAGCGAAUAGCAAGGGACCGGGAGUCUGCAGCUGCUGCUGCGGCAGGGGAGGCAGCAGCAUCAGCAGCAGGGGGCGAGGGAGGGAAGGAGGGGGAUUCUGGAAGUGACAGCGGUGCAGGUGAUGGUGUGGGGAAAGCUAAGGGGCCAUUACAAGCAGACAGUACGAAGGAUGAGAGUGGAGGGGUUGUUCCAAGCAGAGGUGACAAAAGUGACAGUGGAGAAGGGGAGAGUGGUGUGCCGGCGCCCAGGAGUGGAACGUCUGGAGCCGGUGGGGGUGAUAGUGAAGUAGGGGAAGUGGGAGAUGCAGCAGUGCAGCCCCCACAGGCGGAGGGUGCAGGAGCAGGGAGCAGGGAUGGUGGUGCGGAUGACCCAAGGCGUGCCAGUCAGCUGCCAGAGCGUGACUUGCGGCGACUGAGGGCGUUUAGAGAGAGAAACGGGAUGAGUGGCGAGGGCACAGGUGGUAGCAGGAGCUCUAGUGGCGGUGAGAGUGAGAGCAGCAACAGCAGCAGUAGAGGAGAAAUAGGCGGGGAGGAGAUCUCAGUUGGGGUGGACAGGGAGGGACUCUCAGGCUCGUAUGGUCCUAGCAGAGGCAGUAGAGAGGGCGGGGGUGGUGGUGGUGGGGAGGGAGAAGGCGGGGCAGAGCGAAGCGAUGGGGAGGACGGAUCGGAGGAUGCGGAGGGGCGGCAGGGCAUUGCGGUGCGCGUGGUGGUGGGCGGGGUGUUCCCGGGGGACGGUGCGGGGGAGAGCGUGAGCAAGGUCCCAGCAAGGAUCGAGUGGCGAGGCAAGGACGCAUUUGUUCUCACAGUGGAAGACAGCGAGGGCGACGGGGAUGCUGCUAGCAGCAGCAGCGGCAGCACGGGAGCAUCUGCCACUGACCCAGCAGCGUCCCAAUCUGGCCCUUCUUCUUCCCCCUCCUCGUCGCAGUCAGCAGCGGUGGCGACGGCGGUGAGUGAGAGGCUGGCGUCAGCAGCAACGAGGGCAGCGGCGAAUCUGAUGCCGGAGGACGUGGCCAAGCAGCUGUGGGGCGUCGACCGCUUCUCAGGACCCGAGGUGUUCAAGGACAAGGACGUGGCGCAGCUGAUCCGCACGGCAGUGCAGCACGUGCAGAGGAGGCGCUACACACUGCCGCGCACCACCGCCUUCACUCGCAUCCAUGCUGCUGAUGCCUCCACCGACCCCUUUGCUGGUUUGUAUGUGGGUGCGUAUGGCCCGUAUACUUCCGAGGCUAUUCAGGUCCGGCGCAGGUUCGGCACCUGGGAGGAGGGGGAAGAGCAGGAGAGCGAGACCGGGGAGGCAGGGAAGGUGUCUGGGAGGAGGAAGGGGCAGGGCGAGCGGGCGUUGGUGCCGCCGUUUGAGUAUGUGGAGGGGGUGAAGCUCACAGGCGACUUCAAUGUGCCCGCUGGGAAGGUCUCCUUUCGAGCGAAGAUCGGCCGGCAUUGGCAGAUGCCGUUCCGAGGGGUGUACCCCGAUGAGCUGGGUGUGGUUGCGAGGUACCCUGGCCAGGGUCAGCUGGCAGAGCCUGGUUUCAAGAACCCUCGCUGGGUGGAUGGGGAGUUGCUUGUUUUCGAUGGAAAGGGUUCUCGCCACACAAAUGGUGCUGAGCUCGGCUUUGUUUUCUCAUUACCUGAGAGGCACUUUCUCAUUCUUUUCAACCGUCUGAAGCUUCAAUCUUGA
Molecule: messenger RNA, 2727 nt
Organism: Closterium sp. Yama58-4
Lineage: Eukaryota; Viridiplantae; Streptophyta; Zygnematophyceae; Desmidiales; Closteriaceae
Source: the annotation of a GenBank genome assembly